AUGAUCUCAAAUCCUGCUGUUUUCUGUCUACUGGUGUUUGUCACAAAGUGUGUGUUUGUCGCUGUGACAGAUGAAGUGAAGUCAGUGUCAGUGACUGAAGGAGAUUCUGUCUCUCUAAACACUGAUGUUAAAGUACAGAGAGAUUACAUGAUUCUGUGGAGGUUUGGACCUCAAAACACUCGAAUAGCUGAAAUCAUUAAAAGAGACCAAAUCAACUUUAUUUUUGCCAGUAAUGAUGGACGAUUCAGAGACAAACUGCUGUUGGACAAUCAAACUGGAUCUCUGACCAUCAGAAACAUCAGAUCUGAACACACUGGAGUUUAUGAACUGACUGUCAUCAUCAGUGAAAAAACCUCACUGAAGAGCUUCACUGUUACUGUGUACGCUCCUCUUCCCUCUCCUGUCAUCACCAGUAACUCUUCAAACUGUUCUUCAUCUUCAUCAUCUUCAAAUAAACGUUCAUCAGUGUCCAGAUGUUCACUGCUGUGUUCAGUUGUGAAUGUGAGUGCUGUGACUCUCUCCUGGUACAAAGGAAACAGUUUAUUGUCCAGCAUCAGUGUGUCUGAUCUCAGCAUCAGUCUCUCUCUACCUCUGGAGGUGGAAUAUCAGGAGAACAACAUCUACAGCUGUGUGAUCAACAAUCCCAUCACAAACCAGACCACACAUCUCAACAUCACUCAACUCUGUCACACGUGUGCAGAUGAGAAAAGUCUGUCAGAAUACACACAGAUCAUCUACCGUCUGCAGAUCACUGAUCAUCACCCAGAAUACACCACAACUCUUCAGGACUGA
This is a messenger RNA of Carassius auratus (goldfish), 792 nucleotides long. Its product is annotated as CD48 antigen-like. The transcript has 4 exons. NCBI's taxonomy places the organism in Eukaryota, Metazoa, Chordata, Actinopteri, Cypriniformes, Cyprinidae. The record is from RefSeq and is a predicted model, not a curated record. Bases 1 to 792 code for a protein of 263 amino acids.